AGGUGUAUAGGAUUGCUUAUUAAAACUGAAAAUAUGCUUAUUACUUUUUUAUACAAUUUAUAAAGUGUUCCAGCAUUUUAACUAUAUUCUGUCCCUUAAAAAGUUAAACGUCUGAAACAAUGGGUUCCUCAACACAACUCAAGCUUCCAGUUAUUGAUUUAUCUUCAAAAAGUUUAGACUUGAAUUCAAGUUCUUGGGUUACAAAGUGCGACGAAGUUAGACACACACUUGAAGAACACAGAUGUUUCAUAGCCGUGUAUGAUGGAGUAUCUCGUGAACUUCGCGACGCAAUUUUCCUUGCAUCGCAAGAAUUAUUCAAUCUUCCUACUGAAGUGAAAGCUUUAAACAUUCUAGAUACACCAUAUAGUGGUUAUAGUGGGCAACAAGCCAUGCUUCCUCUUUAUGAAAGCUUAGGCAUUGAAGAUGUAACUACUGCAGAAGUAGCUGAAAGCUUCACAAAACUCAUGUGGCCCUCUGGAAAUCAAAGCUUCUGUGAAAGUGUGUUGAUGUACUCAAAGGCUGUAGCAGAACUUGAUCAGAUAGUGAUGAAAAUGGUAGCAAAAAGUUAUGGAAUAGAGGAACAUUAUGAAUCGAUACGUGGGUCGACCAUUUAUCUUCUAAAACCGACAAAAUACUUACGCGCUCAAGGGAAUGAGAAAAGUUUGGGGCUUCUUCCACACUCGGAUAAAAGUAUGAUGACUUAUCUUCAUCAAAAUGAAGUAAAUGGUCUAGAGAUAAUGACAAAAGAUGGGGAGUGGAUUGAAGUUGAUUAUACACCCUCGUCUUAUGUUGUCAUGGCAGGAGAUGCUUGCAUGGCAUGGACAAAUGGAAGAAUCGAAUCGCCAACUCACAGGGUGAUGAUGACGGGGGACAAAGACAGAUUUUCACUGGGGCUGUUCGCAUUUGUUAGGGAUCACAUCAUACAAAUACCUCAAGAACUUGUUGAUGAAAACCACCCUCUGCAAUUUCAGGCCUUUGAUAAUUACAAGUAUAUGCAGUUCAUUGACACUGCUAACUCAAAGUGCCCCAUCAAAACCUACUGUGGAAUUUCAAGCACCAACAUUCAGUGAGAUAUCUCUAUAUUCUAACCAACUGUGUAUUGUUCAAAUCCGAGGUGGCACCACUGUUUCGUCAUAUGUAUGGACUAUGUGUAUGCUUAGAGUUGUUUCUUGUUUUCCUAUGCUCAAAUAUUAAUCACUGUAUGAAUGCAUAAAGUUUGUACUACAAUCAAUGAUAAUAAAUCGAUAUUUCUAAA
Molecule: messenger RNA, 1255 nt
Organism: Helianthus annuus (common sunflower)
Lineage: Eukaryota; Viridiplantae; Streptophyta; Magnoliopsida; Asterales; Asteraceae
Product: 2-oxoglutarate-dependent dioxygenase AOP3-like
Exons: 3
Coding region: 120-1070 (316 amino acids)
Molecular function (GO): dioxygenase activity
Source: RefSeq, a predicted model, not a curated record